Cotesia congregata is the source of this 1479-nucleotide messenger RNA. The record is from the annotation of a GenBank genome assembly. Lineage: Eukaryota; Metazoa; Arthropoda; Insecta; Hymenoptera; Braconidae.
AUGAAUUUUUUAUUGUCAAUAAUUAGAAAUGCAAUAAUAAAAAUGUUGGAAUUAAUAUGGUUUGGUAAACGAAAAAUAACAAAUUCAUUGAGUAUUUACAUAAAAACAAAUACUGGAAGCACUCUGACAGUUGAUUUGGAUCCAAAGUGGGAUAUAAAAAAUGUUAAAGAAAUAUUGGCACCGCAGAUGGGAAUGCCAGCUGAAGAUAUUAAAAUAAUAUUUGCUGGCAAGGAAUUACAUAAUUCAACAAUUAUUGAGGAAUGCGAUUUGGGACAGCAGAGUGUACUGCAUGCUGUAAAAGCACCUCGUAAAAAUCGUAAACCUUUAAACACUGGUAUCACACCGUCAAUUGAAGAGUUAGACGACGACACUGGUAGCAAACCAAUGAAUGAAACUCUCUCAGACCUUUCGCUUAAUGAAAUUAAUGAUCAAUCGAAAUCUAAACCCUUAAAUCAAGAAGAAAAGCGGGCUCAUUUUUAUGUAUUCUGCUCAGUACCCUGUAAGUCAGUAGAAGCAGGAAAAUUACGAGUUCGGUGUGCACUUUGUGGUAGUGGAGCUGUCACUGUAGAUCGCGACCCUCAGUCAUGGCCAGAUGUAAUGCAGCCAAACCGUAUUACCGUACAUUGUGAAAACGAUAAUUGUCCGACAAGCGAUUCAGAUACACAAGUCCCCUACGCGCAAUUUUACUUCAAGUGUGCCAAUCAUCCCAGUAGAGGCGAAACUGACCAAGCGGUUCCGCUCUAUCUUAUUCGACCAAAUCUCAGAAAAAUUCCCUGUCUCGCUUGUACUGACGUAAGAGAAACCGUUUUAGUAUUUCCUUGCGAGGCAGCUCACGUAACUUGUCUAGAGUGCUUCAAAGAGUACUGCAGUAUAAAGUUAUCUGAACGUCAAUUUGAUUUUGACCAGAGCACUGGUUAUUACACAUUAGCCUGUCCAGCAGGCUGUGAUAAUUCAUAUAUACGAGAAGUUCAUCAUUUCAGACUGCUAAAACCUGCUCAAUAUGAUCAAUAUCAACACUUUGGAGCUGAAGAAUACGUGCUCAGAGCUGGUGGCCUUCUGUGCCCACAGCCAGACUGCGGUAUGGGAAUAAUUCCUCCAGCUCCAGAUGAAAAUUUUACUGAAGAAGACUGCAGGAAAAUUCAGUGCGUCGGAGGAUGUGGAUACGUAUUUUGUAAAAAAUGUUUACAUGGGUAUCAUUUGGGAGACUGCGAUACCCAGCAGUCUAUUGCUUCCAGCUUUCAGUCACGGUCUGGUUAUUCUGUAGAUCCUGCGAGAGCUAAAGAUGCUAAAUGGGAUGAUGCAAGUACAAAAACAAUUCAGAAGUCAACAAAACCUUGUCCUAAGUGUCGUACGCCCACUGAACGUGAUGGUGGUUGUAUGCACAUGUUUUGUACACGUGCUGGUUGUAACUUUCAGUGGUGUUGGAUGUGCCAAACCCCCUGGACUCGUGACUGCAUGGGAAACCAUUGGUUUGGUUAA